This is a messenger RNA of Enterobius vermicularis (human pinworm), 273 nucleotides long. The record is from the annotation of a GenBank genome assembly. NCBI's taxonomy places the organism in Eukaryota, Metazoa, Nematoda, Chromadorea, Rhabditida, Oxyuridae.
AUGGACGAUUGGGAAGAGCGAUUGAUUGAUUGGUUGCUGGAUAAAGCUGCCUGGUGGAUCAAGGUCGUUAUUACGGCAUUGUGUAUUUCUUGGUUUGCAUGCGGAGUAUCGAUUGCUGCCUUUGGGGCUCUAGCGCUGCUGACUUCUAAUAAGGGGAACAUGGGUUGGCUAUUGGCCCUUCUAUACGAUCUGGAAAGAGAAGAGGAAGAUCAGAGCCAAGAAUUUUCUGCCAGUCGCCAAGAGAGAAAACUCAGAUCAAGUCUAAAUAUUUGA